Amphiprion ocellaris (clown anemonefish) is the source of this 3960-nucleotide messenger RNA. RefSeq names its product gastrin-releasing peptide receptor-like. The record is from RefSeq and is a predicted model, not a curated record. Bases 243 to 1364 code for a protein of 373 amino acids. The transcript has 4 exons. Lineage: Eukaryota; Metazoa; Chordata; Actinopteri; Pomacentridae. Gene Ontology annotation, molecular function: G protein-coupled peptide receptor activity. Gene Ontology annotation, cellular component: membrane. Gene Ontology annotation, biological process: G protein-coupled receptor signaling pathway.
GCUUCAACACCUCAGACGUACAUAUUGAUUGUUCUUUCCUGAAGCCUGUUGUGCGCAUGGAGCUCCUGCAGCAGAACUCAGGCUCUAUGGAGGACGCAGCUCUAAAGUUGGACAUUGAUAUUUCACCAGAUGUUUUUCUUUCUUUCUGAAACUCCCCAAGGACCUGCCAGUGAUCCUCGGACUUUAAACAUUCGUUUUAAAAAUAUUUCUUGAGACAUCGCCCGUCUUGACUGCGGGGAGAGAUGGAGCAUCUGUGCCCAAACGCGUCGCGCAGCGUCACCACUCCUCUCCACGGCUCGGAGCGCACGAUGCGGUUCACCGGCGUGGCCAUCGCCUCCGUUUACGGUGUGAUCAGCGUGCUGGGGCUCGUCGGCAACAUCACGUUGAUCAAGACGUUUUGCUCCUCCAAAUCCAUCCGCAAUGUGCCCAAUCUCUUCAUGACCAGCCUGGCGCUCGGCGACGUUCUGCUGCUGCUGACCUGCGCUCCGGUGGACGCCAGCCGCUACCUCUCAGAGGAGUGGCUGUUCGGCCGGCUGGGCUGUAAAGUCAUCCCCUUCAUCCAGCUCACCUCGGUUGGGGUGUCCGUGUUCACUCUCACUGCCCUCUCUGCUGACAGGUACAGAGCCAUCGUGAAACCCCUGGACAUCCAAACAUCCACCACCACCGCCAGCAUUGUCCUGAAGGCAGCGCUCAUCUGGAUCUUCUCCCUGAUCCUGGCCAUCCCCGAGGCCGUGUUCUCUGACUUGCACACCUUCAACAUCACCUCCACCAACGAGAGCUUUGUCACCUGCGCUCCUUACCCUCUGGCUGGGGAACUGCACCCUCAGAUCCACUCCAUGGUCUCCUUCCUCAUCUUCUACGUCAUCCCCCUGCUCAUCAUAUCGGUGUACUACAGCUUCAUCGCCCAGAGCCUGAUGAGCAGCGCCUCCAACCUGCCAGUGGAGGGAAACCUGCAUGCAAGAAGACAGGCUGAAUCAAGAAAGCGUUUGGCCAAAACAGUGCUGGUGUUUGUUGGUCUCUUUGCAGUGUGCUGGCUACCGAGUCACAUCAUCUACUUAUACCGCUCCUACCACUACUCCCAGGUGGACACCUCGCUGGCUCACUUUGUGUGCAGCAUCAUAGCCCGUAUCUUGGCCUUCACCAACUCCUGCCUCAACCCGUUCGCCCUUUACCUGCUGAGCAAGACCUUCAAGAAGCAGUUUAAUCAGCAGCUGUGUUGCUGCUGUCGUUUGAUCUCCAGACGCUCCUCACAGAGCCCGACACAUUUCACCAUACGUGUGACUUCGGUCCGCAGCACGCAUCACUCCGUGGCCAGUCUGACCAUGAUAAAUGGCAGGCAGCUCAGUCAGAAGGACUGUGUGUGAAAGAGAGGAAAGUUAUACAGCGUUUCUCCAUGUGAUCCCAUAAGACCAGAGAACUCCUAGAAAAUUAAUUAUUGACCAUUCAAUCUAUUGAUCCCGUGCUGUGGUUUCUGCAUUAAAUACUGUGUCUCAGUUUGUAGUUGUAAAGUAGUAGUGUUUGUAAAAUAUCAGCGUUUUAAAAUUCAGAAUAGAUUCGUCUUCGUUGCAUGUCUGCUGUCAAGUGAGUGGCCUUGUGUAGCUUUAAAUUAAUGGAUUUAAGAUGUAUGUGAGUCAUUCCAACUCAAGUUAGCAAAUUUUCAGAACAAUUCCUGCUCAACCAUCUCCAAUUUACCUGAUUUUUUUAUAGCAUAAAAUAUGGAUUUUUUUUUUUUUUAAAAAUGCAAUUUUUUUUUCCAUACAACUACAUACUGUAGCGGCCCCUUGGAUUCAUUCAGCAAGACGCAGAGAGUUUCAAACGGGUGUUGAUUUAUUCUUACUCUCGACCAGCACGUGUACCAUAAGCACCGUGAAAACUACAGAAUUAAACAGAAUACAAAAUGCUUCACUGCAGUAUCACAAACAAUUCACGUAUAAAUCAUGUUUACAUCCAAUACAAAUAAACGCAACUCAUCUGAUAAUAAUGCACAUUAAACAUUUUCACACCUCAUUCCGCCGCUCCAAGGGCGCUAAUUUAAGUGUUAGCCAUCAGCUAGCAUGCUCUCCAGCUCGACAUACACACACGUCGCUGUUCAGAGCUACGAAUACAGGAUAAUGAGGUAAAUCACAAUGUAAACCCUUCCUUAAUACAAUUCAAAUAGAUAAACGUGAUGUAUAACUACUGUUUUUAGACAGUUUUUUACCGUUUCUCCGACGAUGCGUGAGCACAACGUUGUAUAGACAAAGAAACAGGAAGUUCGGCGUCAGAAAAACCGCAGAAGAAGACACGCUCGCUUAACAAAAUAAAAGCGGAACAGACCACAAGGUGGCACUGCAGGACUACAAUGUCUUCUUAUUAAUACAUAAACAAUAUUGUGCAGGAGAAUAAUAAUACAAUUUAUCUGACAUUUACACAUACGUUUCAAAAAAAGAUCACUAGGUGACUUCUGCAUAGUAUUUUUUGUUUUUUUGUUAAUGCGUGUUCAAAGGAGAACUUAUUUCAUAUUUAAACUCACCCAUAAUCACUAUUUGAUCUACAGUUGAAACCAGAAGUUUACAUACACUGUAUAAAAAGACACAACCUUUUUUUCCCUCACUGUUUGACAUUAAAUCAGACUAAACUUUUCCUGUUUUAGGUCAGUUAGGAUUACCAAAAUCAUUUCUAUUUGCUAAAUGCCAGAAUAAUGAGAGAGAGAAUUUUUUAGAGGAUUAUCUAUUACUUUCUUCAAAGUCAGAAGUUUACAUACAUUUCCUUAGUAUUUGGUAGCAUUGCCUUUAAACUGUGAGACUUGGGUUAAAUGUUUUGGGUAUCCUUCCACAAGAUUCUCACAAUAGCUUGCUGGAAUUUUGACUCUUCUUCCUGAUAGAACUGGUGUAACUCAGUCAGGUUUGUAGGCUGCCUUGCUCACACACACUUUUUCAUCUCUGCCCACAAAUUUUCUACGGGAAUGAGAUCAGGGCUUUGUGAUGGCCACUCCAAAACAGUGACUUCAUUGUCCGUAACCCAAUUUGUCACUUAUUUGGCGGCAUGCUUCGUGUCAUUGUCCAUUUGGAAGGCCCAUUCGUGCCCAAGCUUUAACUUCCUGGCUCAUGUCUUGAGAUGUUGUUUCAGAUUUUCCACGUAAUGUUCUUUCCUCAUGAUGCCAUCUAUUUUGUGAAGUGCAUCAGUCCUACCUGCAGCAAAACACCCACACAACAUGGUGCUGCCACCGCCAUACUUCACAGUUAGGAUGGUGCACUCAGGCUUGCAAGCUCCUCCCUUUUUCCUCCAAAUGUAAUGAUGGUCAUUAUGGCCAGACGGUUCAAUUUCAGUUUCAUCAGACCACAGGACACGUCUCCAAAAAUUAAGGUCUUUGUCCCUGUGUGCAUUUGCAAACUGCGAUCUGACUUUGUAAAGUUUCUUUUGGGGUAAUGGCUUCUUCUUUGCUGAGUAGCCUUUCAGCCCAUGUCGGUCAAGGGCUUGUUUCACUGUGGAUCAUGACACUCUCUUGUCAGCUCUUGUCAGUUCUGGGGUUGAUCAGCACAUUUCACACCAAAACACGUUCAUCUCUGGGACACAGAACCCGUCUGCUUCCCGACUAGUAUUAUUGCUGGACAUUCCCAUGGUGUUAAUACUUAGGUAUAAUUGUUUGAACAGAUGAAUGUGGAAUCUUCAGGCAUCUGGAAAUUGUAUUUACGGAUAACCAGACUUGUGGAGGUUCACAGUUGUCUUCCUGAUUUCUUUAGAUUUUCCCCUGGUCUCACACAAGGAAACAGUGUGUUUGAGGCAUGCCUUAAAAUACAUCCACAGGUGUGCUUCCAAUUAACUCAAAUGUCAUCACUUAACCUAUAAAAAGCUUUCAAAGCCAUGACAUCAUCAUCUGGGCCUUCCCAAAUAGUUUGAAAGCAUAGUAAUCUUAGUGUACGUAAACUUCUGACUUUGAAGAAAGUCUCAUUAUUCUGGCAUUCAGCAAAUAGAAAUUAU